AUGAAUUUCGAAUUAUUGUCGAAUGAAAUUAUACUUGAUCUAUUCGAUUAUCUUAAUGGUAUGGACCUUCUUCGUGCAUUUUAUGGUAUCAAUGUUCGCUUGAAUUUACUUCUUUACCAGCAAUUUCGAGGUUAUCAUUUUAACUUUUUUUCUGUCUCAAAGUGUCAAUUCGAUUUGGUAUGUCAACAUCAUAUACCAUUUAUUGUCGAUCGAAUUGUGACUCUUACUGUUUCGGACUAUGAAUUAACUCCAGAACAAAUCAAUCUUUUCUUGUCUUAUGUUCCAUCAAUAUCUCAAUUUACAAAUUUACGAUCUCUGACUUUGUGGAAUAUUCGUUCAAGUAGAACAUUAUUAAAAAUUACUGAAGAAUUUCAUCAUCUUCAUAAUCUCAUUCGUCUGAACUUGAGUUUUCAUUUAUAUUAUGAUGAUCAAGUGGAUUUUCAAUUAAUUAAUAAUAAUAUUUUGAGUAUAUCAAAACUUACUCAUUGUCAUUAUGAAAGUUAUUUCGGCAAACAACAAUACUUUCAUAUACCGACAAAAUUAUCUAGGUUUCUCAGGAAUUUAUAUAUCUCUAAUUUUAAGAUUCGAUGGAAUCAAAUAUAUCAAUUAUUUCUAUAUGCAUCUCGUAUGAAACAUCUUUCAAUAUAUAUUGAUUCUGAUGAAAAUGAUCAACAUAAACUAUUUUCUUGUCCGACAUUAAAUGAUUUGAGUAUUAUUAUUUUUAAUAUUGAUGACAAUUCAAAAAUGAUUUCUUUUUUACAAAAUCUAUCAAAUUUACAUUGCUUAAAGAUUAAUUUAGCAGGUAAUUUAAUUGAUGGUUGUCAAUGGGAGCAAGUCAUUCGUUAUUAUUUACCUAAACUCAAAGUAUUUUAUUUAAAUAUGAAACAAAAAUUUUCUGUCAAUCAAAAUAUACAAGAACGAGUUGAUGAAUUAAUUCACUCAUUUGAAAGUUCGUUUUGGAUUAAUGAACAUAAAUGGUUUGUUCGAUGUUUUACAUAUGGCAGAAGUAUUGUUCUUGAAACUUUAUCUGAAAUAUAUUAUCAUUUUCAAACGAAACUUCCUGACUCAUGUAAAUCAACGAAUCCACAAGAUGAUCAUCAAAAGUUUUAUAAUACUAUCCGCAACAUUUAUUGUGAUAGAUUUUUUGAUCAGCCAUUUUCAUUCAAUUUUUGUUUGUCUGAAAUUUUGCAUCUUUCUAUAAAAUUUCCAAUUCAUAAUCGAUUUUGGUCUAUUGUUCCAAGUUUAAAAAAACUCUCUUCACUUACAGUAUCGUCUAUUUCUGAUGCGUUUCAAUCUCAAUUUCAAACGUUGCUUGAUCGUGCACCGCAUCUUCAUAGGCUUAGUAUUAGUCAAGACAAAUCAUUACCUUUGCAAAUGUCAUUAUUCAAAUAUACAACUGGAUCAAUUCGUCGACUUGAUUUAAACCAGUAUAAUUAUCAAUUCAAUGAAGAAGAAUGUCUUACUUUAAGUCAUUCACCAUUAAGUGUUCGAUGUGAAAUACUUUUCAUUCAAGUCACAAAUCGUGAAUGUAUUAUAAAUCUGAUUAAAAAUAUGAUUAAUCUUCGAGCAUUAUAUAUUAAAUAUGAAGAUGGUGAGUAUUUCAAACAUUUAUCAUCAAUCAACAAUGUCGAUGAAUCUCAUAAUGCAAAUACAUUAAAUAAUGAUCAUCUAGUUCAAUGGCUGAAAAAUCAUCUACCAUCAACAUGUUCAAUUGUCAGAAAUUCAAAUCCUAUUGAUCAAAUUCAAAUAUGGAUUCAAUAG
This is a messenger RNA of Rotaria sp. Silwood1, 1761 nucleotides long. NCBI's taxonomy places the organism in Eukaryota, Metazoa, Rotifera, Eurotatoria, Philodinida, Philodinidae. The record is from the annotation of a GenBank genome assembly.